Messenger RNA from Gadus morhua (Atlantic cod), 5553 nucleotides. RefSeq names its product unc-5 netrin receptor B (gene unc5b). The transcript has 17 exons. Gene Ontology annotation, biological process: anterior/posterior axon guidance; netrin-activated signaling pathway. NCBI's taxonomy places the organism in Eukaryota, Metazoa, Chordata, Actinopteri, Gadiformes, Gadidae. Gene Ontology annotation, cellular component: membrane. The coding region runs from base 1 to 2880 and encodes 959 amino acids. The record is from RefSeq and is a predicted model, not a curated record. Gene Ontology annotation, molecular function: netrin receptor activity; protein binding.
AUGGCUGUAGUCCAGGGCCACAGCGUCUCCCCAGUCGGGGCUCUUCCGCUCUGGGUUCAGGCCGGGGGCCCGCAGCCAUCUCACCGAGUGUGUGUGUGUGUGUGUUUCCUCCGUCCAGACACCAGCGACUACAGCCAGACCGAGGUUCUCCCCGAGUCGUUCCCGUCGGCCCCGGCAGAACCCCUCCCGGAGUUCCAGCUGGAACCGGAGGACGCCUUCAUCGUGAAGAACCGGCCCGUGCAGAUGCGUUGCCGGGCUGCCCCGGCCACCCAGAUCUACUUCAAGUGUAACGGGGAGUGGGUCAACCAGAACGACCACGUCACCCGCGAGAGCCUGGACCAGGCCUCAGGUCUGGUGGUCAGGGAGGUGGACAUCUCGGUGUCCAGGACCCAGGUGGAGGAGCUGUUCGGCCUGGAGGACUACUGGUGCCAGUGCGUGGCCUGGAGCUCGGCCGGGACCACCAAGAGCAGCCGUGCCUACGUCCGCAUCGCCUACCUGAGGAAGAACUUUGAGCAGGAGCCGCUGGGUCGAGAGGUGCGGCUCGAUCAGGAGGUGCUGCUGCAGUGUCGCCCCCCAGAGGGCAUGCCCCCCGCCGAGGUGGACUGGCUGAAGAACGAGGAUGUGAUCGACCCGUCCCAGGACUCAAACUUCCUGAUGACCAUCGACCACGACCUGAUCAUCAAGCAGGCACGACUCUCGGACACGGCCAACUACACGUGUGUGGCCCGCAACGUGGUGGCCAAGAGACGCAGCAGCACGGCCACACUCAUCGUCUAUGUGAGCGGCGGCUGGUCGUCGUGGACCGAGUGGGCGGAGUGUAACGCUCGCUGUGGGCGGGGCUGGCAGAGACGGACCCGCAGCUGCACCAACCCGGCGCCGCUGAACGGAGGGGCCUUCUGCGAGGGCCCGCCCUUCCAGAGGGUGACGUGCACCACGCUGUGUCCAGUGGACGGGGGCUGGACCGAGUGGGCCAAGUGGUCCGCAUGUGGGACAGAGUGCACCCACUGGCGGAGCCGCGAGUGCCAGGCCCCGCCGCCCCGGAACGGAGGCCAGCACUGCAGUGGCAGCAUGAUGGAGAGCAAGAACUGCACGGAGGGCCUGUGCACGCGCAAUAAAAAGAUUUCUAUUGAGCAGGCAAGCCAUCCUCUGAGUCCGGGCAUGGGUGUGGCGGUGUACUCCGGCCUGGUGGGGGCGCUGCUGCUGUGCGUGAUCCUGGUGCUUUGCGUGGCCGUGCUGGCCUACCGCCACAGGUGCCGCCAUCUCCACGGCGACAUCACCGACUCCUCGUCGGCGCUCACCGCUGCCUUCCACCCCGGCAACUACAAGCCCCCCCGGCAGGACAACCCCCACCUGCUGCAGCCCUCGGCUCCGCCCGACCUGACGGCCUCUGCGGGCACCUUCCGCGGGCCCCUGUUCUCCACGCAGCAGGCGGCGCACGACAGCCCCCACAAGAUCCCCAUGACCAUGUCCCCGCUGCUGGACCCGCUGCCCAACCUGAAGAUCAAGGUGUACAACUCGUCCACGCUGUCGUCCGCCACGGAGCUGCCCGGCGACGCGCGCUCGCUCACCGACGGCGACAUCCUGCGCCUCAAGUGCACGGGCACCCUGGCCCGGGACCGGGGCCCCCACGCCGGCCACACCCUGUCCCGGGAGCCCGGCCUGAGCACCAGCGCCACCCUGGGCCACCUGGGGGGACGGCUCACCAUACCCAACACAGGUGUGAGUCUGCUGGUGCCCUCUGGCACUAUUCCCCAGGGGAAGUUUUAUGAGAUGUACCUCAUUAUCAAUAAGUGGGAAAAAACAACGCUUCCCUCGGAGGGCAGCCAGACGGUCCUGACCCCCGUGGUGAGCUGUGGGCCGACCGGCAUGCUGCUCAACAGGCCGGUGGUACUCACCCUGCCCCACUGUGCCCAGCUGGACACCCCUACGCCGGACUGGACCCUCACGCUCAAGACGCAGACCCACCAGGGGGCCUGGGAGGAGGUGCUGACGGUGGGGGAGGAGACGCUGUCCUCACCCUGCUACCUGCAGCUGGAGGAGGAGAGCUGCCACGUGCUCAUGGAGCAGCUGGGAACCUACGGCCUGGUUGGCCAGUCCUGCCCGCCCCAGCCCGCCUGCAAGCGGCUGCAGCUGGCCCUGUUCGGCCCCCGCGCCCCCUGCCUCUCCCUGGACUACACGCUGCGGAUCUACUGCAUCCACGACACGGCCCACGCACUCAAGGAGGUGAUGGACCUGGAGAGGAGCCUAGGGGGUUUCCUGCUGGAGGAGCCCAAGCCCCUGCUCUUCAAAGACACCUACCACAACCUGCGUCUCUCCGUCCACGACGUCCCCCACGGCCACUGGAGGAGCAAACUGCUGGCCAAAUACCAGGAGAUCCCCUUCUACCACAUCUGGAGCGGCAGCCAGCGUCCGCUGCACUGCGCCUUCAGCCUGGAGCGCGGCAGCCUCGCCGUGUCCCAGCUCACCUGCAAGAUCUGCGUGCGUCAGGUGGAGGGGGAGGGGCAGAUCUUCCAGCUGCACACCGACAUCCAAGAGACCCUGCCGCCUCACUCUCCCGUCCCCUCGGGAGGCUGCUGUCUGCCCUCCUCCCAAGUGGGACCGUAUGCCUUCCGCCUACCUGCCUCCAUCCGUCAGAAGAUCUGCACCAGCCUGGACGCCCCUAGCGCUCGUGGCUGUGACUGGAGACUGCUAGCACACAGCCUGGGCUUUGACAGGUACUUGAACUACUUCGCAACAAAGCCCAGCCCCACAGGUGUUCUGCUGGACUUAUGGGAAGCUUGUCACCAAGGUGACGCAGACCUCGUCUCGCUUGCGGGCGCGCUGGAGGAGAUGGGCAAAAGUGAGGUGCUGGUUGUCAUGACAACAGAGGUGGAUUGCUGAUUGGUCAGGCGAGAGAUUUAUAUAUAUAUAUAUAUAUAUAUAUAUAUAUACACACACAAACAUACAUAUAUAUUUUUCUUUGCCACAAUAAUGAAAAUGGUAGACGACCUGCCUCUGAAUAAGCACAUCCCUGCACAACUUAUCACAGGACAAAUCAAUUUGGUUCCAGGAUACCUAAGACCUCUGCCUCAUCUCCCUCUCUCUGUGUCUCCCAAUCACUCACUUUAGAUAUGUUUACACCGUCCCCCCAUUCCCAUGCUAGCCGUCCACUGAUGGAUAAGAACCAGUUUGAGCUUUGCAAGAAGUAUAUCGAGAGACAUUGCAUAUUGAAAGAAAACCAAUAUGAAGAUAUGGUCGCCUGAGAUAGGUGUCCAUAUAUGUCUCUCAAGCACUGUCAAUCAUGUUCUUACAGAAUUAACAUGCUCUGCCGUCAUCUGUGUAUGUAUAUAAAUAUAUAUAGAAUUGCUAGGAAGCACAAGACGAAAAUCCAAGUAUUGAUUGAAUCAAAACAUGUUAUUACAUGCACACACACACACACUUCCUCGUGCACACAAACACACACACACACACACACACACACACACACAUAAUCAAACGCUAUCUCAUACCCAUACUCUGGAAGCAGCAUGAAAGUGCAUGAUUAAACACCUAUUGGCAGGGGCUUUUGAUUUGCAGCAGCCAUGCAAUGUCUUCAUGUUCUCAUUUUCCAGCUUUGUAUUAAAGAGAGAGAGACGGAGGGAGGGGAGGGAGGGAGAGGUAGGCUGUGCUGAGCUUGGUCGACCCUGCUCAUGGUACAUACACCACCAGACAGCAACACGGAAAAAAACUGGUCGUACAGAGACUGACUGGGCAAACAAUAUCAAGGAGAGCAUUGUGUUGGGUGGUAGUGGUUAUGAUUUGGGCUGCAUUAAUAAAGGGGCAUCUUUCCAUGAUGUAGGAGGUCGGAUUGAAACAUUAGUUUCAAGACGGGCCGGUGGUUUUAUGUUGUAUCGGCUAAUGUCUCAGAGCUUUGGCACAGAAUACCGCGAUAACAUUUUUGUUUGUCUCUCCGAUGUCUAUCUCUUGCUACCCUCCAUUGCUCUGCCACAUUCCUCCCAAUCGGUCAUGAACAAAAACCCUUUCAAAGUUAAGGAACGCUCCUUUCUAAGUUAUUAUCCAUAUUCGUGGAUUGGUCUUUCCCCUCGUUUCUCGAUGGCCUUGCAGCGAUUGCUCUGGUCGUCUAGAGUAUCACUGCACAGCUCUUAGCAUCGUCCUGCUGUUUAAUCAUGGAGUAGCCAUCUUUGGCACACAGUGGCUUUCGGAGUUUCAAAUAGAGGGUUAUAUUUUCUUUUCAAAACAGUAUAUUUAUUGAAGAUGUUAAUUGUAUUUGAAAACAUGAGAGGUGGUAUACAUGUCCAGGUAGAUAUACUGUAAGCUAUAUUUUGUAUACACUUUGCUUCGCUGUAUUUGAAGCAAUUCUCUAUUGGUUUUAACGGAUAAUGUUGUUAAACAAUGGAUUACAAUUGCCUUGUAUCAACUAGCUAUGGACCAGGAACUAUACCUCAAGACCAUUUUAAUUAUUUUCUACCACCCAUCUUUGUAUGCGUUUCUCAAGUUAUACCCCCUUUUAUUUCUAUAUGUAUCUGCUUCUUUUAUUUGAGAUUGCUUCGCUUUUUACUAAAAACCACCUGCUUUUUGCUCAGGGUCCUCAAGCUAUUUGCAUUAAUGCUUAUAUUCAAAUGCUGUCAUCAUUAUCAUCAUUAUCUCCCCCAGAAUUGCUAUUUUUUAUUUUCCUUUGAAGCAAAAAAAAAGUGUUAAAAUCUCCCUACCCGAAAAACCAAAACACAGGCAGUAUCCCUCCUCUAUAACAGUGAGUCACUUCACUGUUUUGUGUGAAUGAACUAAAAAUAAGCGUGUGAGUGUUCUUGUGUGUGCGUGUGUACAAACAGGCACAUGCAGACACAAGUGUGUUGGCUUUGACUUGUCAAUUCUCUUUGUAAGUGCUAUGCAAGUACAAAAGAACAGUGAAGCAUUUUCUUUCUUUUGUUCCCUGAAAGAAUAAAUAUAUUUUUUCAGAUCAGGACACUGACAGGGUUUUCUGAUUGAUUUGUAGCAUUGAGUGGCUUAAAAUGACAGUGUAACAAAAAAGAGAAAGGACAACACUUGUCGUCUCUUUGGAGACUCUCCAACUGCCUCUGAAGGAAUGAACCACUAUCCGAGGCAACCACAGACGUGAUGGAAGUACGACAACUACGGCUGACGGAAUGGCCACAAACAUCACGAACAAACGCCUCCCUGAGGAGACCCCAGGAAAGUGGCUCGCAAGGUACCUUGAAGCCACGGACUGCCAUCUCCAAAGCCCCAAAUGUGGUGCAAAAGACUGGCCUACUGUAAUCGUCAGUGUUUAUUUGUUGUUGAGUUCUUGAGUACACAUUGGAUCUGUGGUCACAGCGUCGGGAGAGAUGAUCCGGGGGUUGAAUCGAUUUGCAAUUUGCUCUUGCCUAAAUGGAAAGAUGUGCAUUUGUUCUUAAAGUCAGUCCACAAUGUUUUUACAAAACACAAACAUAAAAUUACAGGUUUCUGUUCAAAUGUUUUCUCCCUGUAAAAACAAACAAUUGUAAAUAUAUGUCUAGCCUUCUUACCUGUAUCUAAAUACAAUUUUUAUGCAAUAAAUUAUAUUUCUUAGUUUAACAA